UAAAGAAAUACUCUAGCAAUAAAUGCUUUUUAUGAGACCUUUGUUCUGGAUGGCUUUAUGUCUUACAACUAACAUCGAUUAGCCUCUUGUAGAUGCUUUUUAUUGGAUGAUUAAAAUGCUGCUUAGGUUUUAUUUAGUGGCACAAAACAUUUGGCUCAUAAAAUCGCUAAAAAGAAGACCUUUAGCCACCGUCUCAGCUCUUAGUUGUUAUCUUAGUUGUUAUCUGUGACUUUUUUGAAGGUUUUCUUCUUUUUUGCUUUGUCCAGCCAUCUGGCCUCAUGCUGGGAAAUGGUGCCAAGCAUUUUUCAUGACAAUACUAACAUCAAUCUCCUUCUAUCAGCUGUAAGCCCUGCUGUAUGUGUGUGCUCUCAUUCUGUCAAAGUGCCUCCAUCUCUACAGAGUUUAAACGGACAACACAUUAAAAUGAGUCAUCGCAGAAGGGGCUUUGCUGAACCAAAAAUAUGCAUUCAUGCAUUCAGUUUAGUGAUACAGAGUGUGAGGAGAAUACAAGGCUGGAAAACAGCAUGCUCCCUCUUCUCUCCUAAUCAACUCUGUUUUCCCUUUCUGUCUUUCUCCCUUUGCACAAAGUUGGUGUUCCAUUUCCAGACACUACUGGAUAAUUUUGAGAGGACAGUGAUCGACGACAGUCGCAAAAACAAGCAGCCAACAGAGAUUUUUGUGGGGAAAAUGUUCAAGAUGGAGGUGUGGGAGGUGCUUUUAACCUCCAUGAGGGUUGGUGAGGUGGCAGAGUUCUGGUGUGAUGCUAUUCACACAGGUCUCUAUCCCCUGGUUGCUAAAGGGAUGCGUUUGGCUGCACAGGGCAAAGACCCACUGGAAGGCCAGCAGCACAUGUGUGGUAUGGGCAAUGUGUUCACCUACCAUUCCACAGGCUUUCCUGAGCUCGAUGAGCUGAUGAGGGAGCCACAGCCUCUAAUCUUCAUCAUGGAGCUAAUCUCGGUAGGUGAGCCAUUCUCCUACCUUCGUGAGUCUUGGCUCAUGGAGAAGGAUGAGAAGAUGCAGCUUGUGCCCAUCCUUCACCGCCAAGGCAACACACUUGUCCAGGAAAAAUGUUACCGUGAAGCAUCUGAGAAAUACAAGGAGGCCGUGCUGCUGUUACGCACUGUCCAGUCAAGGGAGAUGCCAGGAGAUGAGGACUAUAUUAAGCUGAGCAAGCUUAUUAUCCCUCUGGUCCUCAACUAUUGCCAGUGCAUGCUAGAGCUAGAAGAAUACUAUGAAGUAAUAGAGCACACCACAGAACUGAUCGAGAAGCAUAAAGACUGUGUGAAGGCUUAUUAUAAGCGAGCCAAAGCUUAUGCUGCUGUCUGGAGUGAGAAGGAGGCCAAACGGGACUUCCUGAUGGUGGCCAACCUGGACAUGACUCUGGCUAGGCUGGUUCAGAAAGAACUAAAGCUCCUUUCAGAAACAAUGAAGGAGAAAUACUGGGAGGACAAAGAGAAAUAUUGGAACAUUUUUGAGAAGAAAAAGAGGAAUGAGGAUGAGAAGAAGACUGAGGAGAAAAAAGAGGAAGGAUGUGCAGCAGAACAAGAUGAAAAAAUGAAUCUGAAUGAGAACUUGCAGUGUUCUCAGCCAAAGGUCAAAGAGGAGCAGGAGUAUGAAAGUGCAGAGGCAAACACACAAAAUAGGCAAUUGGAAGAGCCAAAAUCAGAAGUUGAUCAGCAAAUUGCUGCUCCUCCUGAGGGCAUGGAUAGGCAGCAGAUGUUACGGCUGAUUAUGCUGCUCCAGGACGAAGGGAGUUUCUAUAUUAAAGAGCAGCACUUCGCUGAGGCCAUGGUGAAAUUUAAAAAUGCCCUGGAGUAUGUAGACUAUCUUCAAACCAAGGAGAUAGAUUAUAAAGGAGAGGACUGGGAGUCACUGGAGAAAAUACGCCUGCCACUCACUCUCAACCUGAGCCAGUGCAAGUUUGAGCUUGGGGAAUACCAAGAGGUGGUCAAACUCAAUAGCCAACUACUAAAAAAUCACAGAGACAACCUAAAAGCCAUCUAUCAGCGUGCUCGUGCCUAUUCAGCCCUGUACAAUGAGGACAAGGCCCGACAGGAUUUCUUCAGAGCAGAGCACCUUGACCCCAAGCUCAAACCCAUUGUCAAACAGGAACUAAAGAAGCUAGGUGAGAAUCUCCGGGCCAAGCAUGUAAGUGAGAACAAAAACUACUGGGCCAGCAGCCAAGAGAAGUGGGAGCAGAAGGCCCAGGCCAAGAGAGGCAACAAGAAGGAGUUGAAAUUGUCUGACAAGAGAAAAGCCACCAAAGAGAGCUAUGAUGAAGGACAAGAAAUUAAGACAGGCAUAUCUAGUAAAGGAGAGGAGAACUCACUCAGCCAGGCAGGGAAUGAAGAAGGACAGGAUAUAAAGACAAACACCUUGAAUAAAGAGCACACAAGCUCUCUGCCUCUAAAAGAGGGGAAUGUUGAGCCUGGAAAUAAAGAGGGAUAUUCAGCCACAGCAAAGGUGGUGAAAGAAAAUACAGACAGAGCAACAAGGCUGGAUACAAUUAGUCAGCUCAAGGAAGACUCUCAUGCAGCUACACCAGCUGUUAAAAGCACAGGUGCCACACAGAACACUGAUGACUAGAAGAGCACCAACCCCCAAACAAAACUGAUGAACACAGCAGAUGUUUUAGCUAGGCACUGCAGAGGACACAGGGGUUCUAUGUGCUGAAACACUGGCACAACACAAUGAUUGGUCUGAAUGUGGUGACACCAAGAAAGGCAGAUAACACACCAAGAAUACACAGAGAAAGAAUAUAGGAAAACUGUGUCCUAAAGAUGCAUCCACUACAGCCAAAGUGUAAUCUGCAAAACCUCCAGAAGUCCAGAAGUUCUAAACACAAACCUAAAAAGAAGAAUGAACACAUGCAUAUUCCUAAAUUAAUUCAUAGACAUAGUGUGCUCAGUCAUGUAAGAAGACACAAAAGACAUGAUGUAUAAGAAAUACAAAUUUAUUUCUCUGUAUA
Messenger RNA from Pangasianodon hypophthalmus (striped catfish), 2968 nucleotides. RefSeq lists its product as uncharacterized. The transcript has 7 exons. Bases 289 to 2586 code for a protein of 765 amino acids. The record is from RefSeq and is a predicted model, not a curated record. NCBI's taxonomy places the organism in Eukaryota, Metazoa, Chordata, Actinopteri, Siluriformes, Pangasiidae. Gene Ontology annotation, molecular function: protein binding; peptidyl-prolyl cis-trans isomerase activity.